AUGCAGAAUAAGGUCCUUGAUUUUCACGUACAGGUUCCUAACGUGCGAUUCUGCGGCUCUUCAAAGGGAUGGCUGAUAUAUGUAGACAAGGAUUCUGUAGUAACCCUGGUUAAUCCAUUCUUUAGGGUUAAAAGGACGAGAAAGAAAGAAAAUUCCAUCAUUCGCCUUCCUCCACUCAUCGGCGGUGUUCCACCAUUGAAGAACUGGGAUUCGUCUAUCAGCUACUAUUUUGCCUACAAAGCCAUACUUUCAGCAGACCCUGUAUUAUGUGCAGACAAUUACAUUGUUGUGGUGAUAUGCGAGGUAUACUGUCAAUUGGCUUUUAUUAGACCCGCUUUUGAUACUAGUGCUCAGUACAAGUGCAAUGUAAUAUUGGACGUAGGCAACACGGAAGAAGCGCCAGCCAAGAGAUACCUUGUGGAUUUAAAUGAGAAAAGAUUUUUAAUGGUUGAAAGGUAUGGGAAUGUUAUAGAUGGGAGACGAAUGACUUAUCAGUUCAGAAUUUUUGAAAUGAAGUCUCACAAGUGUGAGUGGACUGAAAUAUACGACUUGGGUGAUGUUGCUCUCUUCGUUGGUGAUAACUCUUCGAUAGCUUUGGCGGCUUCGAAAUAUUCAGGAUGUCAACCCAACUGCAUAUACUUCUACCACGACAACAUUAGUCAAGGAGCCUUCCAACCCAUGAAAUCUCAUGAUUUUGGUGUGUACAACGUGAAGGAUCAAAGCUUUUCGCAACCUUACCCAGAAGAUACUAUGACCCUUAUGCAGAUGACCAGUCGACCUCCAAUUUGGGUUGGGCGACCUUUUAAGCUCUAA
Molecule: messenger RNA, 813 nt
Organism: Pyrus x bretschneideri (Chinese white pear)
Lineage: Eukaryota; Viridiplantae; Streptophyta; Magnoliopsida; Rosales; Rosaceae
Exons: 2
Coding region: 1-813 (270 amino acids)
Source: RefSeq, a predicted model, not a curated record